Brenthis ino (lesser marbled fritillary) is the source of this 1530-nucleotide messenger RNA. The record is from the annotation of a GenBank genome assembly. NCBI's taxonomy places the organism in Eukaryota, Metazoa, Arthropoda, Insecta, Lepidoptera, Nymphalidae.
AUGGGAUGGGAUGAUGUGAGUUUCCAUGGCUCAAAUCAAAUUUUGACUCCAAAUAUAGACCUGCUGGCGUACACUGGGGUGGCUUUAGAACGAUAUUACAGUCAUUGUAUAUGCACGCCUACAAGGUCCGCUCUCCUCACGGGCAAAUUCGCCCACGUGACUGGUAUGCAAGGGUAUCCUUUAACAAACGCAGAGGACAGAGGUCUACCUACUACAGAGAAAAUUCUUCCCCAAUACUUCAAAGAUGCUGGUUAUGCCACUCACUUGGUUGGGAAGUGGCACGUGGGCCAAUCGCGAAAGGAAUAUUUACCGACAUAUCGAGGGUUUGAUUCCCAUUUUGGACAUAGAGGAGGAUACAUAGACUACUAUGAAUAUAAUUUGUUGGAAAACUGGAGUAUCGGAGAUGUCUCAGGAUUCGAUCUUUUCCGAAACGAAACGGCUGCUUGGGAUGUGGAAGGAUACAUAACGGAUAUUUAUAAUGAGGAAGCGAAAUCAAUUAUAAAAUCGCACGAUAUUUCAAAGCCAUUAUUCUUAAUGGUAGGCCACAACGCGCCUCAUUCGGCUAACGAAGGUGCUCUGAUGCAAGCGCCGCCUGAUAUCGUUCGUGCGAUGGGAUAUAUUGAUUUGCCUCAAAGACGUUACUAUGCUGCAAUGGUAAAAAAACUAGAUGAUAGCAUAGGAGACAUUAUAAAGGCAUUAUUAGAUAAAGGAAUUUUAGAAAACAGCAUUAUAGUGUUUAUAUCUGACAACGGCGGUAUGACAACACAAGAACAAGCUAAUUACGCGUCUAACUGGCCUUUGAGAGGCGUUAAAAUGAGUCCAUUCGAGGGAGGUAUUAGAGUUAACGGCCUAAUAUGGACCAAAAAUUUGACAAAUUCCGAACAUUUAUGGAAAGGAUAUAUGCACGUAUCUGAUUGGACACCAACAAUAUUAAGUGCAGUCGGUAUUGAACCUCCAUCUGGUAUAGAUGGUGUAGAUUUAUGGCAAACAAUAAAAAGUAAUAGAGAAUCCAAGAGAGAUGUUAUUGUUGAAAUUGAUGAUUAUACUGGUUUUGCUGCAAUUAUUAAAGGAGAUUAUAAAUUGAUAACUGGUACGGUUAAGGCAGAAUAUAGCAAUUAUCAAGGUCAUGUAUUUAAAGGGGUCACAAGGCCUCCACCAUCAUAUGAAGAUGCUAUUAGGAACAGUGCGAUGUAUACAACUCUUUCAGAUAUUGGAAUAGAUUUUAAAAUAUCAGAUAUUGAAUUGAGAAAUAAAAUUAAAAUAUCAUGCAAUGAAAAUAAAGGAUCUGAAAAUAUUUGUUAUCCUAGCAAUGAAACUUGGUGUUUAUUUAACAUAAAAAAAGACCCAUGUGAAUCACAAGAUUUGUCAUCAGCGCAUCCAGAAAUUGCGAACAAAUUGUACACUCGAUUACAGAUUGAAAUAAAACGAACUAUACCCAGGAAAAUAGUGCCUCAUGAAGUAAACUUAAAGUCUAAGCCUAGUUUACAUAAUAAUACGUGGGAUGUUUGGCAUCCGUCGGAAAACAAAACA